Molecule: messenger RNA, 4196 nt
Organism: Spea bombifrons (plains spadefoot toad)
Lineage: Eukaryota; Metazoa; Chordata; Amphibia; Anura; Pelobatidae
Gene: CRAMP1
Product: cramped chromatin regulator homolog 1
Exons: 22
Coding region: 76-3696 (1206 amino acids)
Biological process (GO): pattern specification process
Cellular component (GO): nucleus
Molecular function (GO): chromatin binding
Source: RefSeq, a predicted model, not a curated record
GCAGAGCAGAGCUGCUCUUUCCUCCGUUAAUAUGGGCGAUCCCGGGCGAACCGAGGCUCGGGACAGCACGGAACCAUGGUGAGGAAGAAGACGACCCCCGAGGGGUGCCGGGGACACCGGAAUGGGAUGACAGUGAAGCUGAAGAGUGGAGAGACGAGGUUGAGAAAACCAAACAAGAGAGCGCUGGGACCUGAAGAAGAGAGAGACACCACAGAAGUGGAAGAGCCAGGGGUCAAAGGGGGAGGUGAAGACCUUCCCGAGACCCCCGACGGGGGACCCCAAAAGGUCCCGACACCCCAGCAGCCGUCCGCCGGCCAGCAGGACCAGCACCAUUUUCUGAGGUCCAGCGUCAGGCCGCACAGUAAGAGGAUAAGGAGGGAUUUCUGUGGCACCAGCACAAAAAGCAAAGGUGUGCACAAUGCAAUUCCAUCUCCACCCAGCUGCUCCUCGAGGGUGGCCACCAGCGCCCCAAAGACCUCUGGCCGAAAUGUGGUGCCCCCUGCUGGUGAGAAGGAUGAAGGGAGCACGAAGAAGGUGCGGAGACAAUGGGAGUCUUGGAGCACAGAGGACAAAAACACAUUCUUUGAAGCACUAUUUGAACACGGGAAGGACUUUGAAGCCAUUCAAAAUAACAUUGCCCUAAAGUACAAGAAGAAGUCCAAGCCGACCAGCAUGGUGAAGAACAAGGAGCAGGUGCGGCAUUUCUACUACAGGACCUGGCACAAGAUCUCCAAGUACAUAGACUUCAGCAAUGUAUUUUCUCGAAAUCUCAAGAAGUCCUCUCAGGAGCUUUAUGGCCUUAUCUGUUAUGGAGAGCUUCGAAAGAAGAUCGGCGGCUGUUUGGGUGACAAGAAUGCAGCCAAACUGAACGAGCUGAUACAGUUGGGAGCAACCACUGUGCGACACAAAGGCAGGAACCUGCGGAUCAAGGCUCCCAUGUGCCGAGCGUUGAAGAAACUCUGUGAACCAGAGGGCAAGACAGGUGUGAGUGAUGAAGAGGAUCUGAAGCCAGUGCGGCUUCCACUGAAACUGCCUGUAGAGCUCCAGCCACGGAACAACCAAGCCUGGGCCCGGGUGCAGAGCUUAGCCCAGAAUCCUCGACUCAGGAUGAUUGUGGAGUUGCAUCGGAAGGUCUCCAGUCUAAUUGAGUUUCUCCAACAGAAAUGGGUCCUGCACGAGGUUCGAAUUCGAAAGAGCUUGGAAGACCAUCAGCAAGCAGAGCUGGGGCCACAAGAACCUGAAGACGAGUUGGUCCUCUUCCCAGUUGAGUCGGCUGCUCUCUCUCCUUUACCUGGCGUUGCCAGAGUGGUGCACUCAAAGGCCUAUUGUACCGUCCAUUGGCAGGAGACUGGCAAGUGCAAACAAGGUGUUAAAGACAUUCAUCUACUGCCACCUGCCCAGAUCCUUGGCACUCAGACUCGGCAAGGCACAACAAAAGUCCAGCAGAAGUGUCCCCGAGGUGGGACAGACAGUAAGCAGGGGGGCAAAGUAGAUGAUGCUAUUGAUGAUUCUACAGCUGGGACUCCAACAGCAGAGAAUGGCUGCAUGGACAGUGUUCCUUCUGAAGGGGUUACCGAUGGUCCGAGGACCCCUGAUAGAUCUCCUCCUGAGCUUGCGAACUCUCCAGCAGAGACAAUAUGCGAAGCAUCUGGCAGCCAGCCACCUGCUGUAGAGGGACCAUCACUAAUGGAUCCAUCACCUACUAGUCUGAAUUCUAGCCAGGACCCUAUUGUUCCAGAGGAAAGCAUUUGCACAGACAGCGCUUCUGCGAGCUCACCCAAGUCCCCAGAGGCUCUUCCCACAACUUCAGGAGAAGUUCCUCCAGGGCAAGGGCAUACAGACCUGCAGACUGAAAACGUUCAGCCAGAACCUUGCACUACGGAAACUUCAGGAACGGCCACUCAGGAGAAGGAGCCAACGGGUUCAUCCAAAGCACCCUGUGACGACUCUAACCAGCUAAUAGAGCAAGUACGUCAGAAGGGCUGGAACCAACAGACUUCUGAAAAUCUGACGCUAGCCGAGGUCUACCUCAUGUUAGGCAAACCAGGAAAACUGCAAUUAGAAUAUGAGUGGCUGGCGCCCCCUAGCCCAGAUGACUCGAGCUCCCCUCUGCAACACAAGCAGAGACUUCUAAACUGCCUCUUGCGCCUCAUCUCUACGGAAGUGAACCCUAAAACCCCUUCGCAGGGUCCCGAAACGACAUCGGUGGCCACGUCUCCUCUGAAGCUGCCCCAGGAGCAGGUUCUGACACCCUCACACAAAGUCAUCGCCCUGUUAUCGAGAAACCCCGAGUGUCUGAGUGCGCAGCCUGUAACACACAUCCAUACAAACUUCUCUACAGCCUCCAGUACCUCAGCUUUUGGGAGCCUGUCAGGUCCGCUGUUGGUUGGCCGUCCUUUGGGGCCCGUGACAAGCAGCAGUGAUGGCGCUAUAUUUGCAGUUCCCACGAUGUUGCCUCCAAACAGUCGACAUUCAAAAGUCUCCGCUCCGAGCAAGGAAUCUGAAAUGGCAAGUCGCCAGCAGCUGGGGGCUAUGGGUCCUGAGCUUUACCUUCCGAAGACAAAGAAACAGAGAAGCCGCCAACUUCGGAAACCCCUCGUAGUUCAGAGAACACUUCUUCCUCGGCCGUCUGGCAGUACCUCCCCCCACAUGUGUUCUUUCAGUAUUUUUCCCAACUCUUCUGUUGCAGGAAGAGGCUCUUUUCGCCCCAUUCACUCUGCCCUCAGCAAUGCUACUAUUGCGCAACCUAUAGUCUCGAAAGCAAUCCCUUCCCCUGCUGACAACUCUCUAUCCGGUGCUAUUGAUCUGGCUGCCAAGACUGCGGGUAUCAUCCCUGGACACUCGCUUAAUGAGCUGGGGACAAACGGCUUUACUGGCAUCGGCCCCAUAAAUCCUGAUGGAUUGUCUGGUGCAGCUCAGGAAUCUUCUUCAAACAGUACCAGUGGAGAUGCCAUACAAGUGACAGUUUGCCCCCAGGACCCUAUACCCUUUAUGGCCCUUUCAUCUUCAAAUGUGCAAGGACCAAUCCCACCCUUCCAGAACUCCCUUUACAGCGUUACAGCAAACUCGUCCAAUUGCGCUCCAAACAGCAGUACCAGCUGCCUCUCUCCCCCCAAUGUUUCCUCCUUGCUGGACAUCUCUCUGCCUGGCCCCCCCGAUGACGUCCUAUCGCAAGGAGACUCCGUCACGCACAUCAGCGACUCGAUCAUUGAAAUUGCCAUUAGCUCCGGGCAGUAUGGAGAAGCUGCCUCGUUGUCCCCAGCCAAACUCAAUGACAACUCAAAGAGUCUUCCUUUCCCAUCCUCGUUCCCCCAGCCGAACUGGAUUGCCUCUCCCAGUCAUGAUCCUCAGUGGUACCCCAAUGACUCCACCGAUUCCUCUCUCAGCAGCUUAUUCUCCAGUUUCAUUUCGCCUGACAAGAGCAAGAAAACCUUACCAGCAUCUGCAGGAGGCGCCAGUGAAACGUCCUUACUGGACGCGAGCUCCCGCGAUUCCUUCGUGUCUCGCUCUAUGUCGGACGUAGCCGAGGUGGUGGAUUCUCAUCUGGCCUGCCUCAUGAACGAAAACAGCAUAGACUACAUAUCUCGUUUCAAUGACUUGGCCCAGGAGCUUUCCAGCACGGAUCCUGUACGGAAAGAACCCCCCUUUGAAGCUGGGAUCGCCACUAGCGGACAGCCCAUCAGUGACUCGACCUAGGAGGGUUUCGCUCCUUUCAAAAUUGCGUACUCACCUCGAUCACUAGUGAUGAGGCAACAGACCUCCGGACCAGUUUUUGUCUUAAAACUAAAGAUGCUGCAUUGUAAUAUACUAAAGAGUAGCUAGUCGGAUAAUCUUUCCAUGUGACCUGGCUGGUCUUAGGUUUGUAUGAAUACUUGCCAGUUUUACAAGUAACCAUUUCAUUGUCCAUGAAAUGUCUUUAUGUGUAGCCAUGUCUUUCACUACAUGCGUGCAGCGGCGCGGAGUACGUGGCCCGCGGGGUCCUCGAACUGGCGCCAUCUUUGUUCCGCUUCUGUGACAGCUUGAUUCUUAAUGUCCUCUAUGAUGGCAGUUUAUGAUGUACAGGCAAUGAGGCACUGAAGCACUCUUGUGACUUGGACAGUGGUAUAGCAGCAGCAUGUUACAGCCGUGUGUACGUGCAACACAUCAUGUAAAUAGAUGUCCCGUUGUCUUUCUUUUCAGGAAUGUCACGUCACUUU